CAAAGCACGUUUUCUUUGACUUGAGCUUUGUACGUCGUAGAACCGAGGCGUCACUCCGUCGGUCGUUGUCUUCGUGCGGCUGCCACACUACCACCUGCAUCUAUCCUGGAACCAUGAAAAGUGCACUUAUCAUUCUUUCUUGCUGUAUCGUUUCAGCACUGUCUCUUGCGCGACAUGGAAAGCCCCCAGCGACCAUGGCUCCCGCUCAAGGAUUUUCUCCAAAACCUGACCCUACCCCAACGGGCAAGCUGACUACACCGGCCGCCAACGGCACAACCGGCUCUGUUUCCACGGCAACCAGCGCAACAACCGCUCCCGUCACUAACACGACCUCACCCGCACCCAUCGCCAAGACGACCUCACCCGCACCCAUCACUAACACGACCUCACCCGCACCCAUCACCAAUACGACCUCACCCGCACCCAUCACCAAUACGACCUCACCCGCACCCAUCACUAACACGACCUCACCCGCACCCAUCACCAAUACGACCUCACCCGCACCCAUCACAAAAAUGACCACCGCGCCUCCCACCAUGACUCCACCCAAGCCCAACCCGCCUGCCGACUUGAUUGCGGGAGACUACCGGCUGAUGAAGGGCAAAAUCGUUUGCCUGAUGGCCCAUGUGGCCCUGCAGCUCCGACUCGAGACACCAAAGGCCAGCGGGACGUUCGUCGUGCAGCCCAAUAAGACCCGAGCCGUUGGAGAGUGUCAGGAGAACCGGGCCAACCUCACGCUGGUCUUCGAGGAGGGUUUCAUCACCUUCAUGUUCAACAAGAGCUCCGCCGAAAACAUCGCCUACGUCGACACUUUGCUGUUCAACCUCACCUACCCCUUGAGCAACGCCAGCGGACAUUAUGCCGCCGCCAACAUGUCAUUGCGCGCCUUCCCCGCCAAGAUUGGCCACUCGUACGCGUGCAGGAGCGACUCUGUCUACAUGGGAAACGGUUUAUAUCUGGACGUCAAGGAUGACCGCAUGCAGGCCUUCGAUCUGACCCCGAGCGGCGAAUUUGGCGUCACCGACCACUGUGCGGCCGACCAGCCCGAUUAUAGCGUGGCCAUCGGGGUGGGCGUGACGCUGCUGGUGCUGAUCUUGGUGGUGGUGGUGGUCUAUCUGCUGGGCCGCAAGAGGAGGACGGACGGCUACCAGCCACUGUGAGAACCUGCCGCAGAUAUGGCCUUCACUGUGUAAAUCCUCAUUCGACUUGCCUUGGAACUUUCUUUACUCGGGUCGCUGUAUUGUAUAGAUAGGUUCAGGCUGUGUUAGCACAGCUAUUGCUAGCAUGUUAGCAAGAAUCAAGAGUUAAGAAUGUUGGCUCUGUUGAAAAUCCUGGUAUUUCAUUUUGACCUUUUUUUUUCCCCCAAAUUUAGUUUUAAUUCAACUUUAGAACAGGUAUAAAAUAUUGUCAUUUUUAUUUGACCAAAAUGCUUUGUUUGAGUUAGUUUUUAUUAGUUGUAGUACUUUUUUGCUCAGUAUAUAAGGUACAAGUGCAAAAUAUAUGAAGUCAUAAAUUGAACUACUGUUGUCAAACAACAUACAGCAAUGAAACAUUUUAAAAUGAAAACCAAAAGUGAAUGUAUAUUAAUCAACCAAAAAAAAUUAUAUAAUGUAUGAUAGUUUUAAUUUUCAUUUCUGUCUUUUGUUUUUUCUGUUUGUUUUUUUCUGUUCAUGAAAAUGCUUCAAUUCUAAUUCAUCAGUUUUCAUUAAUUAUAAUAACCUUGUUCGCUACUUUGGCAUGAUGUGUUUUGUUUUACUGUGAUUCCACGAAAAGGGAAAAGUCGGGUGAUUCAAGUAGUGCUUUGCCAGUAAUAAAUAACAUGUUGCAAUCAACAAUUGCACUAGUUGAAGGCCAAACUGGCUGGAUGUAAAUGCGUAUUUUUCUAUUGAGUAAAAGCUCUGACAAAGGGGAUAUGGCUUGCUGCUGCAAACAGUGGCGAAUGCACAUUCUCUAUGUUGUAUUAAUGACUUUUGGUACAAUGAAUGUUGAAUGAGGAAUUUUGUGUUGAGACUGUUUUCUGAAGUCUUUAUUAUGCCAAUAAAGAUGAAUUCAAGUGUC
Syngnathus acus (greater pipefish) is the source of this 2058-nucleotide messenger RNA. Its product is annotated as lysosome-associated membrane glycoprotein 3. Lineage: Eukaryota; Metazoa; Chordata; Actinopteri; Syngnathiformes; Syngnathidae. Gene Ontology annotation, cellular component: membrane. The transcript has 6 exons. Bases 114 to 1160 code for a protein of 348 amino acids. The record is from RefSeq and is a predicted model, not a curated record.